CUGGUGCUCGAAUGUGUCUAUCGGGCCCCGAUUCGGCAUGCUUCGAGAAUUUCGUCUCAUGGAAAAAUCCGCCACCUUGUAAACAUCGUGGCCUAGCCGGAAUGCAACAUUGACUGACGGUGAGUUCACUCUUGAUUCAGCCGCAUUCGGCGGCGAUGUCGCAAAACUCGGCCCGAAAACCCGCUAAGAGCGAAUGCAGAAUUCUCUAUUGUCAAGUCAUUAUUACGUCUCCCGCCGUAGUAUUUAUCGUAGGCUAACGUCGAGGCAGCUCUCCAAGUCGUCAACGCUGACGCGGCGCUUUGGCACCACCGACGCUGCAACCACAAUCGCCACUGGGACUGCGACCGGCAACGGCAGAAACCACAACAACGGGAAUACAGACGGACUGACAAGCACGGAGAAGGCAGCGGACAAACGAACAGACUGUAACUAACUGGCAGCCAGGAACGACUCUCAUCCCCUUGGAAGCGCCCUCUGUUGGUCUCCUUCAGAGUUCCGCCAUAGAGUGCUAGAGAGGCGAACGAGAGACAGUUGGCUCAAGGAUUACGAGACAGCAUGCGGGAGAUUGUUCACGUUCAAGCCGGCCAGUGUGGCAACCAGAUCGGAGCGAAGUUCUGGGAAGUGAUCUCGGAGGAACACGGGAUCAAUCCGAACGGACAAUUCCAGGGCGACUCUGAUCUACAGUUGGAGCGCAUCAAUGUCUAUUAUAACGAGGCAGCCGGUGGCAAAUACGUUCCGCGAUCGGUGCUGGUCGAUUUGGAACCGGGGACGAUGGAUUCGAUCCGAUCGGGCCCCUAUGGAGCUUUAUUCCGGCCGGACAAUUUCGUUUUUGGUCAGAGUGGAGCCGGCAACAACUGGGCGAAGGGUCACUACACCGAGGGAGCGGAAUUGGUCGACUCCGUGAUGGACGUCAUAAGGAGGGAGUCCGAACACUGCGACUGCCUUCAGGGUUUCCAGCUCACACAUUCGCUCGGAGGAGGAACUGGAUCUGGAAUGGGCACUCUGCUCAUUUCGAAAAUUCGGGAAGAGUACCCAGAUCGAAUUAUGAGUUCAUUCUCGGUUUUUCCCUCCCCGAAGGUUUCGGACACGGUUGUCGAGCCGUACAACGCCACCCUUUCGGUGCAUCAGCUCGUUGAGAAUACCGAUGAGACAUUCUGCAUCGACAACGAGGCUCUUUACGAUAUCUGCUUCCGAACGUUGAAGCUGAGCGCACCCGGCUAUCCCGAACUAAAUCAUCUGGUUUCGGCCACGAUGUCAGGGGUAACAACCUGCCUCCGUUUUCCCGGUCAACUCAACGCUGACCUCCGUAAACUGGCUGUCAACAUGGUGCCGUUCCCUCGACUGCAUUUCUUCAUGCCAGGCUUCGCCCCUCUGAUGGCGCGUGGAUCGCAGCAAUACCGUCAGGUGUCGGUGGCGGAACUCACUCAACAGGUUUUCGAUGCGAAAAACAUGAUGACAGCUUGCGAUCCCCGACACGGCAGAUACUUGACCGUGGCAGUGAUGUUCCGCGGUAAGAUGAGCAUGAAGGAGGUGGACGAUCAGAUGUUCUCGGUGCAGAACAAAAAUUCCUCCUACUUCGUCGAAUGGAUUCCCAAUAACGUCAAGACGGCUGUGUGCGACAUCCCCCCGCGCGGGCUCAAAAUGUCGGCGACGUUCGUGGGCAAUUCCACCGCGAUUCAGGACAUAUUCAAAAGAAUUUCCGAGCAGUUCACAGCUAUGUUCCGACGCAAAGCUUUCUUGCAUUGGUAUACCGGAGAAGGCAUGGACGAAAUGGAGUUCACCGAAGCGGAAUCCAACAUGAACGAUCUUGUUUCCGAGUACCAACAAUAUCAAGAGGCCUCUGCGGACGACGAGGGUGAUUUCGAUGAAUACGAAGAGCCUCACAUCCCCGAAGAAGCCGAGGAAGACGAGGAGCACUGAAUGGGUUGAGGAGGUGAGCCCUCGCCGGAGGUCCGCGAAGAACUUGGGCCGGACUGCUGGAAUCAACAAAGCCUGUGAAAAUUUUUACCUUUAAUAAACAUCCCUCGAUGUGUUGAGAA
Molecule: messenger RNA, 2039 nt
Organism: Galendromus occidentalis (western predatory mite)
Lineage: Eukaryota; Metazoa; Arthropoda; Arachnida; Mesostigmata; Phytoseiidae
Product: tubulin beta chain
Exons: 7
Coding region: 556-1920 (454 amino acids)
Biological process (GO): microtubule-based process
Cellular component (GO): microtubule
Molecular function (GO): structural constituent of cytoskeleton; GTP binding; GTPase activity
Source: RefSeq, a predicted model, not a curated record